Molecule: messenger RNA, 229 nt
Organism: Candidula unifasciata
Lineage: Eukaryota; Metazoa; Mollusca; Gastropoda; Stylommatophora; Geomitridae
Source: the annotation of a GenBank genome assembly
CCUCUGCGUCUCGAUGUCAAGCGUAAACUGUCGGCACGCUCUGAUCGCGUGAAAUGUGUCGACCUUCACCCUACUGAACCCUGGAUGCUUGCCAGUCUCUACAAUGGCCACAUCCACGUUUGGAAUUUUGAGUCACAGCAACUCAUCAAGACAUUUGAAGUCUGUGAUUUGCCAGUUCGAGCUGCCAAGUUUGUCGCUAGAAAAAACUGGCUUAUUUCAGGAUCUGUAA